Messenger RNA from Brachypodium distachyon (stiff brome), 1146 nucleotides. RefSeq lists its product as uncharacterized. The record is from RefSeq and is a predicted model, not a curated record. The transcript has 5 exons. NCBI's taxonomy places the organism in Eukaryota, Viridiplantae, Streptophyta, Magnoliopsida, Poales, Poaceae. The coding region runs from base 455 to 841 and encodes 128 amino acids.
CUGUACUCACGGUCUCACCCACUCCCUCACCCUCUCAGCUCCCUCACACCUCCCUCACUGUCUCGUCCAGGAUCUCAUCCACCCUCCCCGCCGGCGUGCUCCUGCCACAGCCCCCACUCACCCUUUGAUUCGGGGCGUGCCGCCGUCGUCGACUUGACCGGCCGGCGCAACCGUCGAUUCCGCCGGCUCGACCGUCCAGGAGCUCCGUCGCGUCCUCCAGAGCUCCGUCCCGACUUCCCGGUCUCGGUCCUCGGCAGCCUCCCUCCUGUUUCCUAUCCCCCGGUCUCCUCCAGUACACCCUGCGCCGCCGGCCCAUCGGUCAGAGCAGGGGGCGCUGUCGGUCCGCGCCGAUCUGUUCGUCGACCUCGCGCCGCCACCGGUGUUGAUUGACUCGUCAGCGCCUGUUGGUCUCGCCCUGGAGCAUGCCACAUGGCAGCUGGUGGAACGAGACGCCAUGACGGCGGUCAUGGUCGAGGAGCAGGAGAUAUUAAGUGUUAUGGCCAUCGUGAUAGAGCCCAUUGUUAGCGAAAACCGCCAUUUGGGUUUGAUUCAAGCACAUGCCGCAGCGUGCAAGUCUUGUUACUUAUUGCUUUUGGUAUGUUGGCAACAUCCAUCUGCAAGUUACGGAUUCACUACUCCACGAAGUCUUUCAAAGUAUCGGUCCAGUCAUUUUAACAUCUCUGUGGGGGAUCUUUGCCCAGAGGUCACGGAUGCUGCUUUGUUUGCUUUUUUUCUCGGCAUAUUCUACCUGCUCGUCGUCGACGCCUGGAGGGAACAAGGGCGAGCGGCACUGCUCGGGGUCUUGAGAAAGAAGGCAGUACACCAAACUCUCUGGAGGUAAUCGCAGCAGCUCUGGUGACGUUUUUUGGUGUACGUGGCAGCUCUGGAGAUAAUCAACGGUCUGGAAGUAAAAGCGGCAGCUCUGGUAACUUGGUGUACGAUGUUUUUUCUGGCAAUUAGCAGCCCUGGCGAUGGCUUCCCGCGAGGAAGAAGGCAGGUUUGAGCUUUUCUGGGGAUGGGGUGUAAUCGCGGCAGUGGAGAUUGGUUGUAAAGAUGGAGGUUUUCUGGGGAUUGGGUGUAAUCGCGAGAGAAUGACGUGAUUGAUUGAUGUUUCCAUUGAUUGGUUGUAAAGAUGGAAGUUUUCAA